Messenger RNA from Puntigrus tetrazona (Sumatra barb), 2504 nucleotides. RefSeq lists its product as uncharacterized. Gene Ontology annotation, biological process: proteolysis. The record is from RefSeq and is a predicted model, not a curated record. Gene Ontology annotation, molecular function: aspartic-type endopeptidase activity. NCBI's taxonomy places the organism in Eukaryota, Metazoa, Chordata, Actinopteri, Cypriniformes, Cyprinidae.
GAGGAAGAGGGCAAAGACUGUCUCAAGUUGAUCCGGAUGUUUGUUUUUAUUGCAAAAAGCCCGGACAUUGGAAAAAUGAGUGCCCGCUUUUGAAUAGACACACGGCGGCUGCUGCGGCAAAGUCUAAACCGAAAGCAGAUUGACGGCAGAGUGCGAGAGAGGAGGGGGGAGUUGAGAGCAAAGUCUACGGCGACCACACUUCAGUAACAGAUAAGUUUGACACACACACACCCACAUCUGACACUGCGAAUUGCAAUGAAGAAAUGCUUGCUGCGAAUUGCAAUGAAGAAAUGCUUGCUGUCAUACACGAUUGCAUUGCUAAAUUAGAAAAUGAGAAAUCUUUCAGACAAAGAGAAUUAGGCACAUAUACUCAUUUGAAUGACUUAGCAUAUCAACAAAUGCCAGAGGUUAGCUUAUGGGUAGACGGAAUUGAAAGGGUGUUUUUAGCUGAUACGGGGGCCACGAGUUCAGUAUUAAGGAUAAAUGAGUUUACCUCUGUCCCCAAAUUGAGUGGAAAUUUUGCAUGGACGAUUUCUGCAUCUGGUCAUACUGUUAAAGAGAAUUAUACAGUCCCUCUGAGGUGUAAAGAUGAGAAUGGUGCAAGUUUCAGACACAGCUUCCUCCUCUCACAGCACUGUCCAAAAAAUCUGCUGGGGAGAGAUUUGUUGUGCAAACUGGGUAUUUCUCUAAUAUCUGGUCCAGAAGGUGUGAAAGCAGUUCAGUGCCAAAUUCAAACUCUGACUGCAAUCCAACAUACACCACUAUACGUUUAUCAAUGGAAAUUGCAAGAUGAUGAAUUAUGCGAAAGUCUUGUCAAUGGCGCUAAAGACAGAGUUUCGCCUGAUUCUGAUUUUAUGCCAUUCUCAGACUUACAUUGCUCAGCACAUGUGUCUCUGGCUAGAGACGAGUUGUUUGAACAGAAAUGGUUUCCACGUAUUGAGAUAUUGCAAUUGAAUUGGCUAAUUUGGACAGAAAAUAAAUGUGCUGCUGCUGUUGCAUUAACCGAUGAACAGCAGGUGUUUUUUGAUGUUGUGGAUUCUUUUCCCCAUGUGUCGUUGUCGAAAGGGAGCGACAAUCGUUGGGAAGACAUUGGUCCCUUUGUAAAGACGUGUAUCUUUCAUGAAAAUUGGUUGCGGACUGCUGAGAAAAAUGUUGAAUAUAAUCCAACUCUGUCUGCAUAUCGAACGAAUUUGACUGAGCCUGCUGCGAUGGCUGAACGCACAGUUCAUGUGAGUGAAAGUGCAUUACCCAAUCACUGCUUCCUUACAGAAACUGAAAUGGAAAGCAUUCCAGCUCUCAAGGAAGUUCCAAAGACUGUUUGGGCUUCUUCUAAAUAUGACGUGGGGUUGAUCAAGAAUUGUGACCCUAUUCAAAUUAUUCCAAAAUCUGAUUACAGACCAUGCAAACCUCAAUAUCCUUUGAAAAGGGAAGCUAUUGAGGGAAUCAAGCCAGUUUUUGAGGCAUUGAAAAAGGCUGGAGUGAUUGUGGAAUGUGAGAACUCUCCUGUGCGUACACCCAUCUUUCCUGUCAAAAAGAUAAGAGACGCAGACCAGCCGGUUGAGUGGAGGUUUGUGCAAGACUUGCAGGCUGUAAAUGAUGCAGUUCAGACACAGGCUCCUAUUGUUCCCAACCCGUAACUCCUAUCACAAAUACCAGGUGAUGCUGAAUGGUUUUCGGUUGUUGAUCUUUCCAAUGCUUUCUUUUCUGUGCCGGUUCAUAAAGACAGCCAAUUUUGGUUUGCUUUCAAUUUUAAUGGCAAACCUUACACUUUUACUCGACUUUGUCAAGGAUUCAAAAAUUCGCCUGUAUUGUUCGGCGAGGCACUGAAGAGAAGUUUGGAAACAUUACAAUUGGCACCAGGGUCAGCUUUAAUUCAAUAUGUCGAUGAUCUCUUAAUAACAGCCAGAGAUGAAGAAACUUGUACACAGGACACUGUAAAGCUGUUGAAACAUUUGGCUGUUGAAGGCCACAAGGUCAGUUUGUCAAAGUUGCAGUUUGCAAAAAGGGAGGUGACGUUUCUAGGUCACAUUGUCAACAAGCAGGGAAAAUCUCUAACACAAAAGAGAAUAGAGGCAAUUCAAAAGAUUCCAAAGCCUCUGACAAAAAAGCAGCUCAUGUCAUUUUUGGGAAUGUGUUCAUAUUGUAGAACAUUUAUUCCCAACUAUGCCAUUGAAGAGUCACCUUCUAUGCAGGGUUUCGCAACACCAGAAGAGAAAAAACAAUGGGUGAAGGCCGAGUGCAAGCUGAAAGACAACAUCUCUCAACAGGUCAAGGACGCUCUACCUAAACCAGCAGAAGGAUUUCUGCAUGACAUCAGACCUGGUGAUUUUGUGGUGGUCAAGGAUUUCAGAAGGAAACAUUGGAAAUCAAGGAGGUGGAACGGCCCGUUCCAGGUCCUGCUGAUAACGCACACUGCGGUUAAGGUGGCUGAGAGGGCUACGUGGAUACACGCCAGCCACUGCAAGAAGGUCCCACCACCACCAGAGGGAGACCCAACUCAAUAA